GCUCCCUUCCAUCUGGUCUCCCAUUACUUCCUGGGGCCUGGAGCUCCAGUCUGGAACUCAGCAGAGGGGGGGUUAAGACUGGUGCCCUGUGCUAUCUCCUCCCCUCCCCAUCCCUGACUUCAAAGUCUCCAUAAAGUUCAAGUCACUGUUUCUCUGACCCCACAGUGGCAGCUCCAUUCUCAGCUCUUGGCCGGUUCGUAACAGCGGACGCUGAGCACUGGCCCAGCAGCCCACGCUCCACCUACGGCCAUCUUCUAGGGUAAGCACCAGCAUGCUGAGGACCCAUGAGGCCAGCAGUCCUUGCUCCUCCAGGAGAGAAAGGCAACUAGAAGUUGACUCAACAGGGAGUUACUUCAUGGUUAGACACUCCACAGGCAAGAACCUCUAGUCUGAGGGCCAGAACUCUGGGACUCGGUCUAAGUUGUGAUCAGAGCAGACAUUUAUAGGGGUUAGCAAGAAGAGGAAUAGGUGUCACCAGCCCAGGAGUGAAGGGUUGAUAACUGUGAAGGACUUGGAAACAGGGUAACAGUUCAGGCACAAGUAAAUUUGUUCCUUAAGUAUUAAUGUGCAAAAUCUAUGCUGAAUUGCACACAAAUUAAUGUCAUUUCUAUCUCUAGCUCUUGUGAUUUGGUGUCCAGGGCUGUGGAACCGUCUGGGAUGGCUCUGGCUCCAGCUCCCUGGGGCCACAGAUUCUGCUCUGUAGCUCCCUCAGGAACAAAUGCCACAGACCAGUUCCAAGGCCAGUGACAGCCCCAAAGUUCAAGGCCUGUUCUUCCACACUCAUCUGAGGAUUUUUCCAGUUGCUUUUCUUGGCCCAGGGAUCACACCCAUAGGGAUGUGGAUGGGGGAGGAAGAAGUAAACAGUAAAGUCAGAAGGAGCUGAGGAUGAGGCAGAUGUUAGGAAGGAGAGAUGGAGAAAUGGUGCUAGUGGCCCAGUCAUCUGAGAAAGGAACCUGGGACAUCUUCACAAGUAGAGGCUGUUGGGCAUGUAAGACAGAGGUUCUUAACAGGUAAUCCCUCUUCCACCCCAGGCUGAGGAGAAUCAGGGUUCUGACUGUGGGAUGCUCCCUUCCAGGACUAGGCUGAAGCUGAGCAUCCCCAGCUGCUAACAUCUAGGGGCCAAGAAAAUGUCUGCCAACAAAAGCUGGUGGGUGCCACCUGAGGGAAAAGACAGCGUGUCUGAGAAACUCCUGAAGAAGACCAGGGAGUCUCCGCUGGUGCCUGUAGGCUUGGCAGGCUGCCUCGUGGUGGCAGCAUACAGGAUUUACCGGCUGAAGGCUCGUGGUUCCACCAAGAUGUCCAUACAUCUGAUUCACACCCGAGUGGCAGCUCAGGCCUGUGCUGUGGGUGCAAUCAUGCUGGGUGCUGUGUACACGACGUACAGAGACUACACCAAGAAAACAGCACAGGACGCUGGGGAUAAGUAGGUUCCUAUAGAGGCUGGAGCAGUCAGACCCUUUAAAUCAACCCCUGGUAUGCUCCUAAUAAAGUAGUUUAGAGAAAACUCCGCAGUCUCUUCUAUACUCGGGGGAAUGAGGGGUUGGUGGGGGCUGGUAGAAGGACCUGGAGCAGCAGUCUCAAAACCAAAGAGUUAUAACCCCCAACUCCAGGGCAAGGGAGAUUCUUAAGGAGCAGUGGACCCAUGAGGAAGAGGUGUUAGCCCUAGCAGACCUCAGACCCCAGAAACCCAAUGACUGCCAAGCCACCUCAGGUCUGACUCAGAAGGACCAUGGCACAGAAGACAGCAUGCCAGAGGUGGGGGCAGUAAAGAGACCUCUGCACUCAUGGGAACAGUGACUUAGGAUGCAGCAGUCCUCUCCCCACAGACUGCUUCCCUGGGGGCCCAGGCAGGAAGGAGACUACAGCUGGGAGCACAGACAGUGACGCCUCAUGGGAGACCACAUCCCUCCAGACCCAAGUGCCAGGACUAGACUGUGCUGGAGGGAAGGGGGCCGGGGGAGUGGGUGGGGAUGAAAAGAACAGAGCCAGGCAGAAGUCAGAAUGUUCUGUUCACUUAGAAA
Molecule: messenger RNA, 2021 nt
Organism: Loxodonta africana (African savanna elephant)
Lineage: Eukaryota; Metazoa; Chordata; Mammalia; Proboscidea; Elephantidae
Gene: HIGD1B
Product: HIG1 hypoxia inducible domain family member 1B
Exons: 3
Coding region: 1128-1427 (99 amino acids)
Biological process (GO): mitochondrial respirasome assembly
Cellular component (GO): mitochondrion
Source: RefSeq, a predicted model, not a curated record